Molecule: messenger RNA, 300 nt
Organism: Strongylus vulgaris
Lineage: Eukaryota; Metazoa; Nematoda; Chromadorea; Rhabditida; Strongylidae
Source: the annotation of a GenBank genome assembly
AUGGGGUACGUCGCUGGUGAACUAAGGCUGAUUCUGCUGUUUGUUGUUGCAUUCGAGGCGGUUUUGGCUCCUCCUGUAUUGCAGCAGGCUGUGGUUGCAGUUGUCGAUCCGCAGAAUGCUGCUGACUUGCUCGUACGAGGUUCUUACAUUGGUGAACAGAGAAUCGACUAUGAUUACGAGGAGCAUCUGAACAGCACCCAACAUCAUCACGUGGAAGAUGAGGAGGGAGAGGAUUCUGAGAUCGACCAAGGUGACAGCGAAGUCAGCGAAGAGAGGUGUGUUGUCUGUUUGCUACUUUAA